AUGGCUUCCACCGUUGUUCUUCAUAAUAUCUUCUUCUCUGUUUCAGCUUGCUCUGCUAAAUGUUACAGAAACCGUAACCUACCGCUCAACUCUUCUCUGAUUUUCUCCUCUAAAUCCCUUUUAAGGUUGAAGAAGCAGUCUCUGCUCUCAACUAUCCCAACCCAUAAGCUCAAAAGACGCAAAACUCACGCCGCGCCUGUCGUCUUCGCCGUCCAAUCCAAUUUCUUAAAAGGUAACUUUAAUGUCAAAUGUUGUGAAAUAGUUCUUCAAACGGUAUGGAAUGUUGGGAAGGAUGGUAUUGAAGCAGGAACGAAUUUGGUGCCUGAUCCUAUUCCAAGACCAAUAGCAAGGAUUUCUGUAACUAUAGCUGCAGUGACACUUGCAUUGUUUGUCCUGAAGUCAUUCCUAUCAACAGCUUUCUUUGUGUCGGCUGUGAUGGGACUCAUAUAUUUCACAUUCAUAGCCAUUAAUAAGGAUGAAGGCCCAAGAGGGGGUGGAGGUACCAGUACUACUUCUACAGAAGACUCGCUGGAAGAAGCGAGAAGAAUAAUGGAAAAGUACAAAUAA
Molecule: messenger RNA, 567 nt
Organism: Ilex paraguariensis (yerba mate)
Lineage: Eukaryota; Viridiplantae; Streptophyta; Magnoliopsida; Aquifoliales; Aquifoliaceae
Source: the annotation of a GenBank genome assembly